This is a messenger RNA of Penicillium mononematosum, 6267 nucleotides long. RefSeq lists its product as uncharacterized. Gene Ontology annotation, cellular component: cytosol. The transcript has 10 exons. The record is from RefSeq and is a predicted model, not a curated record. Bases 1 to 6267 code for a protein of 2088 amino acids. Lineage: Eukaryota; Fungi; Ascomycota; Eurotiomycetes; Eurotiales; Aspergillaceae. Gene Ontology annotation, biological process: tRNA methylation.
AUGGAUGACCUUGCGCAGAACGUGCAAUUGUACUCGGAGAAAACUCUCCGAGAUAUCGCGAAAGGCCCAUUGGUGAAAUUAACACUGACAUGCCAAGACACUGAAAAGGUCAACCGGGUAUGGCAGUCGUUGGUUCAGACGUUAUCGACAGCAUCUAUCUCGCCACCUCAUUCUGCAGAGGCAUGCAAUGCUACAUCUGCUUUCAUUGAUGCUGCGACAAAGUCACAAUGUGAUACGACUCGACAAUUGAUUUUCUCACAGGAAGUGUGGCUGUCAAUAUUCGAUAUUUGUCUGACUCGAUAUGAAGACGCCAAGCCAAAGCCCAUUAAGAAACUCCUUGCCUCAAUUACUACCAUCCUAGCUAAAAGGCAUCAAGCAACGACAAGAGCAGAACUUCAAACUGCAAUUAUUGAUGCCAUCAUUCCUAGCAUUGUGAUUGGGGAGCCUCAAUCACGACUGAAGGGGUGCCUGGUGUUUUUGGAGACAUUCAUCAGAAGGGAUGCCCUGCUACCCAGCGAGUUUAUCCCAUUGACUCGCCAGUGGCUUUUGAAGAACACAGAUAAAUGGGCAACUCUCUUCGCCAAAGAUCAUGAAGCUCUUUCUCUAGGGGAAACAGGCCCCGCUUUUGACUCUGCAUCUGGCAGCCUGUCCGAUGAAUUAGCAGCAAGGAUGUUUGUUCUGGGGCUCUUGAUCCAAACCAACAACAGAACGAUGGCGGUGCCAGCUGGUAACUUGCUGGCAAUUUUGAUACAGAAGAUGAAGCCUGAAACCUCAGCGGAAAAGCUGUCAGCAAUGUGGGUAAUGCCAGUGAGACGCAUGGUCUUACAAAACAUGGAAGGGUUGGAAGAUUUGUCCAAUAGGCUCCUGCAACCUCUAUUCAGCAUUGACCCCAAUGGCUUUAAGACCUUCCUUGACACCCUCCCAGUCAAGAGCCUUCUCAAAGGUGAUAUGACCGAUGCGCCUGAGGCAGAGUAUAUGGUACUUUUCGCUGCUCUACAGAUCGGCAAGAAAAUCAACUUGGUUCAUGAAGAUUAUAUUUUUAACGUUGGCAAAAUGAAACUCGACGAAAAUGAAGUUUUGGUCAUGAAGAGCGACGUGAUCGGCAACUUUCUCUUGCACCGCGAGGCCAAUAUCCGUAUAGCGGCCCUCUCGCUGCUGAUCACGGCAUUUUCCACUGUAAAGCCAUUUACGGUGGAGGCCACGAAUGUUAUCCUUCGUGGACUACCCUCGAUGCAUGCUGAAUCCGACGCAUAUACUCGAGGAGAAAUUCUGAGUCUGACACGCAAAUUCUUUGUUCGUCUGAGAGGUGGUAUUGUCAAAAAUGAAGAUGUUGCCUUGAAGACAGAGAAAACAGCCAACAAGCCAGCCCAAGGCCAGGCCAGAAAUGAAACCGAAACCACAGAGUUCCUAAGGGCAUACCUUAAGCUAUUGGGUAAUGAUUUGCGUCUGGCAGCCUCAUAUCCGCGCCAUAUCACAGCUCUCAAGGCUCUAAAGCUCUUGCUGGACUCCGGCCUUGACCCACGGAUAGAGGCCAAGCUUCAAAAAUCAGAGAUGGAAAAUAUUUGGAAAGUCCAUGUCGAAGUGUUUGAUUCUCAACUACUCCGAUUAUUGAUUGAUCUCCUGCUAGAUCCAUUCGAGGAGGUGCGGCAAACAGCGCUUUCGAUCCUGAGUUUGUGCCCUCGAGAGAUCCUGCUCAACGGCUUGCACGACAAGACAGAUCAGCAGUCGGCCGUAGGCAUGCGGUUGACAGAUGCAAUUACCCGAGCGGAAAGCCUUGCAAGUAACACGAGCAGGGCUGAUCAUGCUGAUACUGUUGCUCGUCUGUACCACAUCAUCUUUUGCGCAGCCCUGCCAGCCAACUCCGGUCAACCGGUUUCUGAUUGGUGGACAACCAAGGCAUCAGUAGUCGACACAAUUUUGAAAAAGCUUGAGGAACGUCUCCUAGGGUCAAAGACCCUUUUCAACUCCACUAUGCGCGAGGCGCCACUUCAUGGAUAUACGUCCGGCCUGAGGUAUAUUGUCCUUAUGCCAAGCUUCCACUCCCUAGUAUCUGACGGGUCGGGAUCCGCUGCUUGGCGGUCUAUCCAUGACCGCAUUGUUUCAAUUUGCGAUAAGAUCUGGAUUGAGGCGAAGCCUCUGCUGUGCAUCGACUCACCCGAAGGUCACUCGGACGAGCCCAUCGAGGAUCUCAACGUGGGACCAAAGGACGCCCUUUCAUAUUCCUGGCGAUCUCUUCGCGAAGCAAGCUCCUCAAAGGAUCCAUCAAUCCGAGAACUUCCUAGGAACUGGUACCAGGAAGCCAAGUCGACUAUAUUUGGCUCGGCAUCUCAGCUCACCCGUCGGUCUGCUGGCCUGCCUGCGUUGGUGACAGGAAUUGUUGGCUCUGAUCCUGGAACGCCAUUCUUCAACGAGGCCAUUAAUGAACUCCACGAGAUUUCAUCCCUUGCCGUGAAGUAUGACAAAGAGAAGCAGUACUUGGAACUGCCCCAGGUUCAUGCAAUGAAUUGCCUGAAAGAUAUCUUCACUAACGCGAAGCUUGGCCCCCAUACCGAGCCAUUCAUAAUGAAAGCACUGACACUGUCCGCCGAACGCCUGGGGUCUCCAAUCUGGGCCCUUCGUAAUUCAGGACUGAUGCUCUUCCGUGCCCUUCUCACAAAAAUGUGUCGGGUCAUUCCAGGCGCUGGGCCUGGCUUUGGAGGAAACUCUGGCUCAGAACCAGGGUCCCGGAUAACAUUCCCCAAGUACCCUGGUCUGCUUGAACUGCUCUCUGGUCUUCUCACAACGACGCAGGGUGAAGCAGCGGAGGGCACUGAAAUCAUUACCGAGCGUGUGUUCCCUGCACUGGAACUCGUUGGUGACAAAGUCCCCAGCUUGGAUGAUCCCACUGACGAGAUGCUACGUGGAUUGGUUCUUGAGCACCUGAGCAGCCCGGUUUGGGGUGUUAGAGAGCAUGCGGCCCGUGUAUAUGCGUCAUUGCUCACUCGACAAAAUAUCCCGGAAGAAUUGCGCACGCUUAUUACGCUUCCGUCAAAGAUCACCGAAAAUUAUGUUCAUGGCGUUGCUUUAUGUGCGCGAUAUGCCCUUCGUCGAUACUCCUUCACCACCGAUGAUUUCUGGACGUCGCACUUGGAUGUACUUUUCACGACAUUGCGCACCGUAUUGGAAUUCCUGUUCCGUGUUGGGAAAUCGCCGACGGUAGCAAGUGAGCUUGUUGAAAUUCUCAACGGCACGCUGGAGCGGGCGAUCCAAGCACAGAACGAAAAUCAAAUUAUUUCUUUUAUCAAUGAGAUGUUCCAGGUUCACGACCUCGACGGGAUUUUGAGAUUUGCUUUUGACGCUUCUCAGGCAGGAUGGAACCUUUCAAGCACUAGCCGAGCAUCUGCCCUCCUUAGAAGAGCGCUUGCUUGGUGCACUACGUUGAAAAUGCUUACCUCACAACAGUGGGAACAGCUCCCGGCAUUCUUCAUUGGAGUAUCAAAAUUCGAUGCAGAUGUCGCUCGUUGGAUUAUGGAGCAGCUCCAUGAGUCACUUGGCGAAGACAAGAGGUACAGACAGCCCUUGGCUGGCUUGUAUUCAUCGGUGGUAUUGGGGGAUAGUCGACCCGAUGUGAAAACAAUGGCUGCAUCCAAUUUGGCUUCUAUUGCGGAGAGCUUAAUAUCAUCACAGUUCGAUUCUGUGUCAAGCAUUGGCCUUCCAUGGGAUGCUAUUGCAAACAGCUUCCGCCCUGAAACAGACAUCACAGCCUGGAACCGAGAGGCAACAGAUGCUGAGCUCCGACUUCGAGGCUGUCUACUGGCAAUUCGGUCAUUCGUUGAUCAGGCAGCUUCGUCCUCAUUUGAAGGCGAUGUCCACAGUUGGACUAUCAAGCUUCGCUCUGCCUUGAGCGAGGAGACGGAAUUCACAACCCGGUUUGCUGCAGCCGUAUCUGUUGGUAGCUUUUCGCGGGCUCUUAGAUCACCUGGUUCCCAGCCACGCGUGGAUGGGAUGCUACUAGAUGUCUACCUGGUCUUGUAUGACAUGCUCAAUGAUGACGACGAUGAAAUUCGUGAUGUGGCUGCAUCAGCAGCCUCUUGGACCUUGUCACACUCGUCCGUCUCACCUGACGCCGAUGUGACCCUAGCACCUCUCAAUGCAAGUGCCCUGCUUGCCGACUUCAUUAUCGAUAACUAUUCGGACUCUGCACUGCUAGGACAACGGGUUCUUCGAUAUUUGACUGGCCAAGAGCCAAGGGUCAGUGGAUCUGACGAACGCAGUCACUUAGUCGCUGUGUCAGACCAGAUCGCAGAGCAUCGCCAAGAUAGUACCGUCCUAUUCGUGGAGGAGAAGCAGAAUCUGUUUGUCGAUGAUGUGCGUGAGGUCGAGGUCUGGUCGCGAGCUCUGUUGCGGUUGACCGGCUCGGCGUACGCUAAGCUGUCGUUGGAUGAAAUCUCUGCCUGGGCCUUUGACGGGUUAACAUAUCUCUGUUCUCUGGCUGGCCCUGAGAAAGAGCCAGAUGGACUUCUUGGUUGGGUCUCGAAGCCUGAGAUAUUCACCCUCGGUCUCCGGGUUAUUGCCAUAUCGUCUGCUCUAGGCUCACAAGUCUUUCCAGUCUCAGAGAGUCUGCGAGUGCAGCCAACUGCCUUCCGGGGAUCGCUCGAAUCCCUCUUGGUCGCUGGCAAAUCGUCAUCAGUCCAUGGGGACUGGUUGUCAAGAAUCCAGACUGCACUGGAAAUCUGCACGACUCCAAACCCAUCACUUCAGAUCACUCUUUCUCCGCCCCGUUGCACCAUGCAGGACAAUAUUCUGGUCGCCGUCCUUCUGUCGGUGACGUUCGUCACUCCAGUCUUCGCAUGGUUGUUCUACCUUUGGUAUCGAUCACAUGUGACCCAAAUGCACCAACAAGGCCAAAUCUUCCACAGAAGGAACCGAGAUCGUGCCCAGGCCAAUUAUGAACCCGCGAACGGAGCCCAAAACCCCAUAUUUGGACCCUACUUUACCCCUCGUGGGUGGGUUCGGCCAAAGACCCGAGGAUUAUCCCAUGUCCUGCGUCCGCCACAGUAUGUUCACACCCGGCAGCCCGUAUUUACCGGUAACCCGAAUUCUGACCAACAUUUCCAAGGCCCAACCCAAGCGAGCUCGCGUAGUCCCCAGCGGGCGAACCAGCAGCCGAACCCAUUAUCCAAACGGCAGCAAAGGAAACAACGAGCGCUACAAAACAAACAGAGGCAGCAACAACAAUGCCAGAAUGAGCAACCGAGCAAGCAGAACCGACAAAACCAGCGCAAACAGAAGUUCAAGAAGCAAGGCCAGAACAGCCAGAAGUCCCCUAAUGCCCAUUCUCCCAAUCCCCAGGGUGCACAAAACGAGCAAUAUCAUCGAUGGGGAAAUGCCGAAGGCCAGAAUUACCAAACCAGCAGCCAUGGUGGUGAUGGCUGGGGAAAUGAUGAAGGUCCGCAGGAUAAUCAACACAGUGCUGGGCAGAAGGAGAACAACGACGGUUGGGGCAGCACUUUCAACGAUGACCAAGGGGGGGUUGAGAAAUGGUGGAUCAUCGAUGGAAGACGGGAAAGUGAUGAACAACAGCAGCACCAUCAUGGAUGGCCCAACAGUCGCCCUGCCUCCCCGGAUCAAGUUUCAAGAAGCGAAGCAGCUUUCGGGGGUGGUUGGGGUCAGAGUGACCAUGGCCGACAGGAAACUGGCUACCCACGGAGCAAUCAUUCUAUCGAAAACCGUAACCGCUACCGUGGAAGGGGCGACGAUCAUACGAAGAGUUACAAGGAAAACAAAGGCAACCGUCAUGCGUCCCCAGGGCGAAAUUCAAGAACCGAAGCGGAUACCGGUGGUGAUUGGGGGCAGAGUGGCAGCGGCACACGGCAAAACAGCCCAUCACGGAGCAACCAUUCCAAUGAAGACCAUAACCGAUACUCUGGAUGGGGGGAUGAUGAUACGAAGAGUUACAAGAAAAGGAAUGGUAGCCGGUAUGGGUCCCCGGAGCGAAAGUCGAGAGGCCGACCAAGCCCCAGCCGUGAUUGGGGCAACAACAGCCCCAACAGAUCCAGGCCUAACUCCUGGGGACGUGAAGAAGCACACCGUGGCGGUGGCAGUCCAACUUGGGGGCAAGACAGCAAUGUGCACCGGGACAAAAAGAAGAAAAAGGAGCGCUGGGAGAUUGAAUUGGAGGAAAAUGCGAAGAGGGGUCGUAGUCGAAGCCCCUCGCGGGAACGCUCGGUUGCAGGAUGUGACAAGCGCAGCCAGCGUUCCAACUGGAAAGAGACACAGGAAUGGUGA